This is a messenger RNA of Manacus vitellinus (golden-collared manakin), 3009 nucleotides long. It is a transcript of the gene LRIT3, whose product is annotated as leucine rich repeat, Ig-like and transmembrane domains 3. Lineage: Eukaryota; Metazoa; Chordata; Aves; Passeriformes; Pipridae. Gene Ontology annotation, molecular function: protein binding. The coding region runs from base 1 to 1968 and encodes 655 amino acids. The transcript is spliced from 4 exons. The record is from RefSeq and is a predicted model, not a curated record.
AUGUAUCUGUUUAUUUACUUCUACUUCCUAAUGAGCUUUUUUGAAGAAGUUCUUGGGUUUUGUCCUUCACAAUGCACUUGCGUUUACCAUGGCAGAAGUGAUGGCACUGGAACAAGGUCCGUACUCUGUAAUGAUCCUGACAUGUAUGAAAUCCCUGUGAAUGUUCCUGUGGAUACUGUAAAACUUCGAAUAGAGAAAACUGUCAUACGAAGGAUUCCAACUGAAGCCUUUUACUACCUAGUAGAUCUCAAAUACCUGUGGGUAACGUACAACUGUGUAGCCAACAUUGAUAUCAGCAGCUUUUAUAACUUGAAACUACUGCACGAGUUACGACUGGAUGGUAAUCUGCUCUCAACUUUCCCUUGGGAAUCACUGGCAGAGAUGCCCAACUUACGGACUCUUGAUUUACACAACAAUAAAAUGACCAGCAUUCCCGCUGAUGCUGGCCGGUACCUGAGAAACCUCACCUACCUGGACAUAUCCAGCAACAAGCUAACCACCUUGCCAUCAGACCUGAUGGACAUCUGGCCCCCCUUCUCAGGAACUGUCCUGUCCAAGAACACAGACAUUCUGGUGACACAGAGAGUCAUUUUGGGUUUUCAGGACAACCCAUGGUUCUGUGACUGCCGCAUUUCAAAGCUGAUUGAAUUUUCCAAAAUCGUGGACAGCUCAGUUGUGCUUCUUGAUCCAUUGAUUUCGUGCAGUGGACCUGAGAGCCUGGCGGGAAUCUUGUUCCAGAGAGCUGAGUUAGAGCAGUGUCUUAAACCAUCUGUGAUGACAUCAGCAACAAAAAUCACUUCCCCUCUGGGAAGCAACGUUCUGCUGCGCUGUGAUGCGACUGGGUACCCAACACCACAGCUUACCUGGACUAGGUCAGACAAUAUACCAGUGAACUAUACAGUAAUUCAAGAAACUCCUGGAGAGGGUGUCAGAUGGUCCAUAAUAAGCUUGACAGGAAUUUCAUACAAGGAUGCAGGAGAAUACAGAUGUAAAGCCAAGAACUUGGCAGGAAUGUCAGAAGCUGCUGUUACUGUCACAGUGGUUGGUGUAGUUACUACAACUGUGUCACCACAGAAGUAUGGAAGGAAGCAAGAGGCUGAGAGACAGAAUACAACUCAGGAGGAAUCCAAGCAGGAACCUGAGACGACAACCACACCCCUUGCCACUACACAGAGCACAACCACAGCACUGGUUAGCACUGAAAGAUCAACGAACAUCAUGUUUGCUGACAAGAAGCAACCCAGGCCCAUGUUUGAUGGAAAGAAAAAUUCAAAGGCUGUGACAAAUGGAAACAAAAAGCAGACUGGGGAGAUAGGCAAGAAAGGUGAGGACACUCCCUUGAAUACAGCAGGUAUGCCUGAGCAAAAUAUCACUGUGAAGAAUCUAAGAGUGAUCAGUGAAACUGAUGAAAGAGUGACCUUAACCUGGAAAACUGUCAAUGCCACAGGCAACUCCGCAGUGACUGUAUUGUACUCCAAAUAUGGUGAGAAAGAUAUGUUGCCUCUGAGCACUGAUUCUAACAAAAACAGAGUCACAAUUGAUGGUUUGCAACCUAGUACUCAAUAUAUGGCAUGUGUCUCACCCAAAGGCGUGCCACCUACAAAAGAACAAUGUGUUAUUUUCUCCACUGAUGGGUUGAAUGAUGAAAGCAGUUCUGAGUUUUCUAUUCUGAUAGUGGCCAGCAGUGCAGCAUGCAUGGUUGUUUUACCUUUGAUAUUUUUUUUACUCUACAAAGUUUUAAAACUUCAUAUGAAACCAAAAAGUGCAAAGGAAGCUGACCUUGCAAAAGAAACCUAUGUGAAAUUUGAAACACUCUCUCUGAAACCUCGAACAGUGAGUGCAGGAGAGCAGCUCUGGGCACGGAGGUACACCGAUGAGUCGGAAAGACUUCUCCUUUGCUCUAGGUCAAGCAUGGAUUCUCAAAUGACCUUCAAAAGUGAGGGUUCUAGGUCAGAGUAUCUGUGUUGAACAUGAGUGAGGGUGGAAAUGGAAUAAACAAUAGGUAAAAUUAUUCCAAAAUGAUGAUACUGCAUCUGGAAGCAGGUUGAUGCUAAGUUGUGGUCAGAAUAUGAUAUCUGAUAUAAUACAGUCUACUGGAUGUGUAGAGUGGUGAGUAGGAGGGAGAAUAGAAGAAAAAUAUUACCUGUUUAUUUUCUUUUUUAAUGUUUGUGACUUUGGAUGUGAAGGCAUGAUGUUCUUCAAAAGAUAGAUACAACUUUGAAAUGGUUUCCUGGUUAAAAAUAUUCUAUUUCUUGUUUUUAUUAAAAUGUUCUGUUUUCUCUUCUCUCAUUUUAACAUAUGAUAUCCCAAUUGCAUGUAUCAAACACUAAUCACAAUCUUCAUGAAAGUGAUGUACUUAAAAAUAGAAGGAAAAUAGUUUAAACUACUUCUAUUGUGGUCAAAACUUUAUUUGAAAAUACAAGUUUUUUCUGACAUCAGCUUGUACUUUGAGAUGUCAUUCAGGUCUGUUUGUACAGUAUCUUGGAUUGAAAGUGUUCUCAGGUCAGUGAAGACUGAAGCUACGUAGCCACAGUGUAUGGGCUCUUGAGAGGUACAAUACAUAUCAUGUUGUCAUUUUGCAGAUGCUGUUGCAAAGGGCAAAGAAACUUCUUUAGUAUUCUGAAGCUCAGAUAAGAUAUUGUGAGUAACUCUGAGAGAGACACUAGAUAAUCAUGUUAUUUUACAUCAGAUGAUCUUUUUGCAAAAUCUCAGCCUUAGAAUUUUCUUGGAUGCACCUGUCUAUAUACCUCAAUUUUAGAAAUCUGUCCAGAAAAUUUCGUGGUAGUGUGUAAUGCCACACACACUCUUAUAGGACUAUAUAUUACACAGAUAUUGCACAAUAUUAUGUACUAUGCUUCAGUAAUAUAAUACAUUUUGAGAUACAGUAUGAGGAGGUUUUGUCCCCAGGUCAUGCUGGGUGUGAGUUUCAAUGAGCACAGUGAAAGUUAAUUGUGAGUGUGCUUUCUAAUGUUUAAAAAAUCAGGAAUUAACAGUAAUAAUGAAUUCAGA